Molecule: messenger RNA, 2195 nt
Organism: Carcharodon carcharias (great white shark)
Lineage: Eukaryota; Metazoa; Chordata; Chondrichthyes; Lamniformes; Lamnidae
Gene: etnppl
Product: ethanolamine-phosphate phospho-lyase
Exons: 12
Coding region: 203-1516 (437 amino acids)
Cellular component (GO): mitochondrion
Molecular function (GO): transaminase activity; pyridoxal phosphate binding; ethanolamine-phosphate phospho-lyase activity
Source: RefSeq, a predicted model, not a curated record
AAAGGGAACAAAGCUAUCGCGAACAGAGCGAGUGGUGUGCGAGGGCUUAAAGUGUCUUUCAAUUUGUGACUUCAUUAGGUAUUAAUCGGAGGGGAAAAACGUCAGCAUCAGCUGGUGGCAAGAUUUCGGGACAGGUUUGGAGGGGGUAGCGCCUGAAGCACUGUUGAAGCUGACAGUUCCCGGGCUCCAGAAACCUGGCGGAAUGGCCACUGAACUCUUCAGCAAACAGCAAACCAUUCAACUCCGGCAAAGGCACAUCGGGCCUUCAUGCAAGGUGUUCUUUUCAAAGGACCCACUCAAGGUAAUCCGUGCCCAGGGUCAGUACAUGUAUGAUGAGAACGACACCGAGUUCUUGGACUGCAUUAACAAUGUAGCUCAUGUGGGACAUAGCCACCCGGACGUGGUGCAAGCUGCUGUCAAGCAGAUGGAACUGCUGAACACAAACUCGCGUUUCCUGCAUGAUAAUCUCGUCCAGUAUGCUAAUCAGCUCACUGCCACUCUCCACCCAAAACUUUCAGUUUGCUACUUUGUCAACUCAGGCUCCGAAGCUAAUGAUCUUGCCCUUCGAUUGGCUCGCCAGUAUACAGGUCACCAUGAUAUCAUCACCCUUGACCAUGCUUAUCACGGACACAUAACGUCUUUGAUCGACAUCAGCCCAUAUAAAUUCCAUGAGCUUCCCUCAGGAAGUCAGAAGGAGUUUGUGCACGUUGCACCAUCCCCAGACAUCUACAGAGGAAAGUACAGAGAGGACCACCCUGAUCCAGCCUCAGCCUAUGCAAAUGAAGUAAACUUGCUGAUUCAGGAGGCGCAAAAGAAAGGCCGCAAGAUGGCUGCGUUUAUUGCUGAAUCCAUGCAGAGUUGCGGAGGCCAAAUAAUCCCACCACCUGGCUACUUCCAGAAAGUGGCACAAUACUUGCAUAACGUGGGGGGCGUGUUUAUAGCCGAUGAAGUCCAGGUGGGCUUUGGCCGUGUCGGAAAAUAUUUCUGGGCCUUCCAGUUACAAGGAGAGGACUUUGUUCCAGACAUUGUCACUAUGGGCAAACCCAUCGGAAACGGCCAUCCCAUGUCCUGCGUGGUUACAACCAAGGAAAUUGCAGAAGCGUUUGGAGCAUCUGGGCUUGAAUAUUUUAACACGUUCGGAGGUAAUCCAGUCUCAUGCGCUAUUGGUCUGGCAGUACUGAACGUCAUCGAGAAGGAGGAUCUCCGUGGUAAUGCAACCAAAGUAGGAAAUUAUCUGAUGGAUUUACUGAAAGAACAACAAGCCAAACAUCAGCUUAUUGGAGAUAUCAGAGGCGUAGGAUUGUUUAUUGGAAUUGACCUGGUUAAAGAUCGUAAGAAGAGAACACCAGCCAUGGCAGAAGCACAAUAUAUAAUCUACAGGCUUAAGGAACAAAAUGUAUUGUUGAGUGCUGACGGGCCCCAUCGAAACAUUCUGAAAUUCAAACCACCAAUGUGUUUUACUAUGGAGAAUGCUAAGUUUGUGGUAGAGAAAAUAGAUGGAAUUCUCUCAGAUUGAACUGCAAACACCAAAAAUACCAUCAGGAGUGUACGUAAGCCCAGAUCGAUAUCCAAUCCACCAUGUAUAAUUUCGGUCUCACAAAGGGUAGUACUCGUAUUCCAGCGCGAUGCCCUCUGUUCCAGCUCAUGUCUGCCUAACUUCCCUUUGCUCUAAGACCAGGAUGGGAAAUGGGAUACAAGCUAAUAACUGAGUUCUCCCCUCUUCCUAUUGAUGGUGACUGCUCAUCCUUGAGUAUUGUAUGCCUACCUGACUUUGAUGCAAACUCUACCCUUUUCCACAUUAUGACAGGUGUACCCAUUUCAUUCUUGUGGAGGACUGUGCUCCAUAACACCCUUGGUUCUAAAUAUUUCUAAGUAUUUUAAAAACCUUACCAAGAAAGGACUAGGUGAUUUAGUGGGGUUAAGAUACUGGCCUAAUAUAAUCUGACAUCUGUAUCUAAAUCUAGUGCAAAUGAUGGGAUGCAAAUCUCCCAUUUCAGACUGUAAGUACCAAAUGUAAAAUAAGUUUGGGCAGUGGUCAAUUCAAUCCCUGGUGGAUGUGGGCCCAAAGAAACACUGAACUGGGGGUCUCACUCAGGGAGACCAUAAGGAUAGUUAUUGUGGGAAAUGAUAACGCCACAUAAGACCAUAAGACAUAGGAGCAGAAGUAGGCCAUUCGGCCCAUCGAGUCUGCACUG